UGCGUCGGCGGCACGCGGUAGCGGGCGGGGCGAGUUUACGGUGUUUACGGUUUACGGCGUUUACGGUUUGCUCCGUGGCGUGGCUGCGUGCCUGUUGUUGGUGUUUGGAUUCAAGGAUCCAAUUUGUGCGAGUGAUUUGUUCCUCCUGCAGUUAUUGAACUGUUAAAGUGUGCGCUGUUAUUCAUAGUUGUACAUUCAGUGUAUAGCGUAGUAUAGCGAAUAUGGCAACAAUUACGCUAGUAUCGAGUAACAAGUGUUUUGGCGGGCUGCAGAAAGUUUACAGCCACUUGAGCGAAGUUUUGAAAUGCACAAUGAAGUUCGCGAUAUAUCUUCCACCAAAAUCGGACGAGUCCAAGGUACCACUCCUAUACUGGCUGUCAGGAUUGACCUGCAGUGAACAAAACUUCGUUCAGAAAGCUGGAGCGCAGAAACACGCCAGCGAGUACUCUGUUGCAAUUGUAUGUCCUGAUACGAGCCCUCGAGGGUGCAAUAUUGAGGGAGAAGAUGACAGCUGGGACUUCGGCAGUGGUGCUGGGUUUUAUCUAAAUGCCACUCAAGAGAAAUGGAAGACUCACUAUAGGAUGUACGAAUAUGUUACAAAAGAGCUGCCAGAGAUUGUAGCGAAAAACUUUCCUGUGGACACCACCAGGCAAGGGAUAUUUGGACACAGCAUGGGAGGCCAUGGUGCCCUGAUCUGUGCCUUGAAGAAUCCUGGAAUGUACAAGAGCGUAUCUGCUUUUGCACCAAUUUGCAAUCCUAUGGACUGUCCCUGGGGGAAGAAAGCGUUCACAAACUACCUGGGCACUGAUCAGAAGGCCUGGGAAGAGUAUGACGCCACUCAUUUAGUUCGCAGAUACAAGGGCCCUCCUCUCACAUUUUUCAUUGAUCAGGGGACGGAGGAUGGCUUCCUCAAGGAGAAACAGCUUCUUCCGGAGAGACUGCUAGAAGCAGCUCGGGAAAAUGGAGUUGCUGUCACCCUAAGGAUGCAGGAUGGUUAUGACCACAGUUAUUUUUUCAUUGCUACUUUCAUUGAAGACCACAUCAUGCAUCACAUGCAAUUACUCUAGAAGUUCCGCAGAUGCAAAAGCGAAACGACAGUAUGUGGUACGGUGGCUACUUUUACUAUGUCCCAACUUGCCUAUGUCGUUUGUACAGAAAAUAUGGUAUAUAACAUUGCAUAAAAAUAUUACAGUUCA
Ornithodoros turicata is the source of this 1196-nucleotide messenger RNA. RefSeq names its product S-formylglutathione hydrolase-like. Gene Ontology annotation, molecular function: S-formylglutathione hydrolase activity. Gene Ontology annotation, cellular component: cytosol. The record is from RefSeq and is a predicted model, not a curated record. The transcript has 7 exons. Lineage: Eukaryota; Metazoa; Arthropoda; Arachnida; Ixodida; Argasidae. Bases 222 to 1067 code for a protein of 281 amino acids. Gene Ontology annotation, biological process: formaldehyde catabolic process.